Carlito syrichta (Philippine tarsier) is the source of this 4345-nucleotide messenger RNA. It is a transcript of the gene INTS3, whose product is annotated as integrator complex subunit 3. Gene Ontology annotation, cellular component: cytoplasm. Bases 549 to 3605 code for a protein of 1018 amino acids. The transcript has 29 exons. NCBI's taxonomy places the organism in Eukaryota, Metazoa, Chordata, Mammalia, Primates, Tarsiidae. The record is from RefSeq and is a predicted model, not a curated record.
UCUGUGUGGUGUGGGGAGAAGCUGGUCCUCCGUGUCCUCCCAUAGCGCUUACUGCCGCACCCUCACCCCCUAGGGGCUGGAUCCAAAGGAGCCUCGCUCCCCAAGCCUUGAAGCCACAGCCAGGAAGGUUCCCCACCCCCUACUUCGGGGGCAGGACUUCUCUUCUGCCCCCACCGGGAAAAGAGGCAGAAACUUAGGGUUUUCCCUCCUUUUCUUAGGGUCAGAAGCUCUCAGGGUCCACGUCAGGGCGGAGGCCUCUCCUAACCUUCCCAUAGGAGCACAGAUCCUCAGCCCACCAUACUUCGGAGCUAGCGGCUUUCCCUCAGCACUGCCACUGCAGAGUCAGGACCUAGAGGACCGUCCGCCUUCGCCCCCUCCGCAGGCGCGGCCUUUUGGAGAGCGGGGAGGAGUGGAGAGGACAGGGGCCCCUGCCCGCCCCUCCCCCACUUGGUCCCCUGGCCCCCGGCCCCUGGCGACCCAGAGAUCCCCAUUUCUAGGUCUUUCCAUCCAUCCACUCCCUGACCUUUUCCCGUCUCCUGGCUGCGGCCAUGGAGUUACAGAAGGGAAAAGGGGCAGCAGCAACUGCUGCUUCGGGAGCAGCGGGAGGUGGAGGAGGAGGAGCGGGAGCAGGAGCCCCAGGAGGGGGGAGGCUGCUACUUUCAACCAGUUUGGAUGCCAAGGAUGAGUUAGAGGAGAGGUUGGAAAGGUGUAUGAGCAUUGUGACGUCGAUGACUGCUGGUGUCUCUGAGAGAGAGGCCAAUGAUGCCCUCAAUGCCUACGUAUGCAAAGGCCCCCCUCAGCAUGAGGAAAUCUGCCUGGGCCUCUUUACUCUUGUCCUCACUGAACCUGCCCAAGCCCAGAAGUGUUACCGAGAUUUGGCUCUGGUGAGUCGUGACGGCAUGAAUAUUGUCCUGAAUAAAAUCAACCAGAUACUUAUGGAGAAGUACCUGAAGUUGCAGGAUACCUGCCGUACUCAGUUGGUGUGGUUGGUACGGGAACUAGUGAAGAGCGGGGUUCUGGGAGCCGAUGGUGUUUGCAUGACAUUUAUGAAGCAGAUUGCAGGUGGAGAUGUUACAGCCAAAAAUAUCUGGCUGGCAGAAAGUGUUCUGGAUAUCCUGACGGAGCAAAGGGAGUGGGUCCUGAAGAGCAGCAUCCUCAUUGCCAUGGCUGUUUACACAUAUCUCCGCCUCAUCGUUGACCACCAUGGAACUGCCCAGCUCCAGGCCCUGCGGCAGAAGGAAGUGGACUUCUGCAUCUCACUGCUUCGGGAACGGUUCAUGGAAUGUUUGAUGAUUGGUCGGGACCUCGUAAGACUACUUCAGAAUGUUGCUAGGAUACCAGAAUUUGAACUGCUUUGGAAAGAUAUUAUCCAUAAUCCUCAGGCCUUGAGUCCUCAGUUCACAGGUAUCCUACAGCUGCUUCAGUCAAGGACAUCCCGAAAAUUCCUAGCAUGUCGUCUAACUCCAGACAUGGAGACUAAGCUCCUCUUCAUGACAUCCCGGGUGAGGUUUGGUCAACAAAAGCGAUACCAGGAUUGGUUCCAGCGUCAGUACCUGUCAACUCCAGACAGUCAGUCUCUGCGCUGUGACCUCAUUCGCUACAUCUGUGGGGUAGUCCACCCUUCUAAUGAAGUACUGAGUUCAGAUAUCUUGCCUCGGUGGGCCAUCAUUGGUUGGCUCCUGACAACAUGCACGUCAAAUGUUGCUGCCUCUAAUGCCAAGCUGGCUUUGUUUUACGACUGGCUGUUCUUUAGUCCAGACAAGGAUAGCAUUAUGAACAUAGAACCAGCCAUCUUGGUCAUGCAUCACUCCAUGAAACCCCACCCAGCCAUCACUGCCACGCUCCUGGACUUCAUGUGCCGUAUCAUUCCCAACUUCUAUCCACCAUUGGAAGGCCAUGUGCGACAGGGUGUCUUUUCCUCCCUCAACCACAUUGUGGAGAAACGGGUCUUGGCACACCUGGCUCCCCUGUUCGACAACCCUAAGUUGGAUAAAGAACUGCGGGCAAUGCUGCGAGAGAAGUUUCCCGAGUUCUGCAGCUCACCCUCCCCACCUGUGGAAGUCAAAAUUGAGGAGCCGGUUUCCAUGGAGAUGGACAACCACAUGUCAGAUAAGGAUGAGAGUUGCUACGACAAUGCAGAGGCAGCCUUCAGUGACGAUGAGGAGGAUCUCAACAGCAAAGGAAAGAAGAGAGAGUUUCGCUUCCAUCCUAUCAAGGAGACAGUUGUGGAGGAGCCGGUUGACAUCACUCCUUACCUUGACCAGUUGGAUGAGUCCCUAAGGGACAAAGUACUCCAGCUGCAGAAGGGGAGUGAUACGGAGGCCCAGUGUGAGGUCAUGCAGGAAAUCGUGGACCAGGUCCUGGAGGAAGACUUUGACUCGGAGCAGCUGUCUGUCCUUGCUUCCUGCCUGCAGGAGCUCUUCAAGGCUCACUUUCGAGGGGAGGUGCUGCCCGAAGAGAUUACUGAGGAGUCCCUGGAGGAGUCUGUAGGAAAGCCUCUCUACCUAAUAUUCAGAAACCUGUGCCAGAUGCAAGAAGACAACAGCAGCUUCUCUCUGCUUCUGGACCUUCUCUCCGAGCUGUAUCAGAAGCAGCCCAAGAUUGGCUAUCACCUGCUCUACUAUCUGAGGGCCAGCAAAGCCGCCGCAGGGAAGAUGAACCUGUAUGAGUCGUUUGCUCAGGCUACUCAGUUGGGCGAUCUGCACACCUGCCUGAUGAUGGACAUGAAGGCCUGCCAAGAGGACGACGUGCGCCUGCUGUGCCACCUCACACCCUCCAUCUACACAGAGCUCCAGGAGCUGGUCUGCCAUGUGAUGAUGGGGAACCUGGUCAUGUUUCGAAAAGACUCAGUUCUCAACAUACUUAUCCAAAGCCUAGACUGGGAAACCUUUGAGCAGUAUUGUGCCUGGCAGCUCUUCCUGGCCCACAACAUCCCCCUGGAGACCAUAAUCCCCAUCCUGCAGCACCUCAAAUACAAGGAGCACCCAGAGGCCCUGUCCUGCCUGUUGCUUCAGCUCCGAAGAGAGAAGCCCAGCGAGGAGAUGGUGAAGAUGGUGCUGAGCCGGCCUUGCCACCCUGAUGACCAGUUCACCACCAGCAUCCUGCGGCACUGGUGCAUGAAGCACGACGAGCUCCUGGCUGAGCACAUCAAGUCCCUGCUCAUCAAGAACAACAGCCUGCCUCGCAAGAGACAGAGCCUGAGGAGUUCCAGCAGCAAGCUGGCCCAGCUAACCCUGGAGCAGAUCCUGGAGCACCUGGACAACCUGCGGCUCAACCUGACCAACACCAAGCAGAACUUUUUUAGCCAGACCCCAAUCCUCCAGGCGCUGCAGCAUGUCCAGGCGAGCUGUGAUGAAGCCCACAAGAUGAAGUUCAGUGAUCUCUUCUCCCUGGCGGAGGAGUACGAGGACUCUUCCACCAAGCCACCCAAGAGCCGGCGAAAAGCAGCUCUGUCCAGCCCUCGAAGUCGGAAGAAUGCCACGCAGCCCCCCAAUGCUGAGGAGGAGUCAGGCUCCAGCAGCGCUUCGGAGGAAGAAGACACAAAGCCGAAGCCCACCAAGCGGAAACGAAAAGGGUCCUCUGCCGUGGGCUCGGACAGUGACUGAGGCUGGUGUCCCUACCCACCCAGCUGGAUUUCCCUCUCCUUGGUGAAUCACAGGUUAAUAGGGGCUGGGGAGACACAGGGCAACACCCCUCCCUUCCCUGAGCUCACCCAGGGGGAGGAUGAGCUGCCUCUGGCCCAGCCUGAGAAGCAGCCCCGAGCCCUCCCCUCCCGGGGCCUCCAGCCCCUCUAACUGCUGUUCCCGCCGAUGUUUGGGUUCUCACUGAAGCCAGAGGCUGUGCAAAAUCAGACUGUGGUGGAAGUCCUCGGCUCCCUGGUCCCUGCCCCGGCCAGCCCCUCCCUCAGCCUCCCCCCAGUUUCCCAAAGAGCCAUUUCAACAGAGAAGGGAAAGGACAAAGGGGCAGCCAGCCAGAGAAGCUCGGAGGAGAGGAGAGACUCAAUGUGGGGGUGCCCCUUCCUCCUCCCCUUCAGGUCGUGGUUUGCUCUCGUCACUCUCCACGCACCGGUAUGAAAUGGGCAUCUGACCUGACGUGGUCGGUCCCAACCACGAGCAGAUGCCACAGGCACUCAGGAGGGACCUGGAGGGUGUGCCCUGGAGUCUUGGGUUGGCCUGAGGUUGGCACCUCAAGCUGGGCCAGGGCCCAGGGGAGUCCCAGAGGCAAGUUCCACAGAACUCUCAAAUGGUCCCAGUUCCUUGGGUCUGUUUUUUUUGGCAGAGAUAAUCGUGUCUUAAAAGUUGUUUUUAAACGACAAUAAAGCAAGCUGGAAUGUCUUGUGUUGGAA